Molecule: messenger RNA, 1596 nt
Organism: Rotaria socialis
Lineage: Eukaryota; Metazoa; Rotifera; Eurotatoria; Philodinida; Philodinidae
Source: the annotation of a GenBank genome assembly
AUGAAGGACAACCAAAUUUACAAUCAAAUCACAACUGAACAACAUAUUGAAGCAACAAGAAAAACUCUUGUUCAUCCUGAUAAAUGUCAUACAAUGAUUCAACGUGUUGUUGAUGAACGUCAAUUUGAUCACGAUUCAUAUUUACAAAAAUUUGGUAUUACUGUUGAUGUUAAUGAAAUGUUAUGGAUACCUGGAAGAAUUUUAUCAUCACCAGAAAUUAAAUAUAAAUUAUCAGAUAUUAAUCAACAUGAUAUUAUCGAAGGAGUACAAAUUGGUAGAUGGUGGUUAAAUAAGUUUUUUAAAAAAGUACGUGAAAUACGUACAUGGACUAUUGUUCUUGUUAGUCAACAUAAACCUGAGGAUCAACAAAUUUGUUUAACAAGAGAUUUCACUCAAAGAAUUUUACAGGUUAUGUCAAAAUAUGGUGUUCAAUUUAAUUCAUCACCUAUUGAAAAAUAUGAUGCAGCUAUAUUACCAACCAUAUUAGCUCGUAUGGAUGAACUUAAAAUGCUAGGAUGUGAAGUUAUUAUUUAUAUUCUUGAUCAAGUUGGUGAUGAAAUGUAUAAUGCAGUAAAACAGCUUGCAAAAAUAAAAAUUGAAUUUAGUGAAAAAUUAAAUAUAUUAUUGGAUGGUUGUCAUCAACUUAUACCAUUAGUAUCUUCUUUCAAUUCACCAACAUCUCGUUCAGAUGUAUUUAUGUUCUUCGGUAUUGGUUAUACUCAUAUAGCAUUUUCAUCUGAACGAGCAUCAAUUGCUUUUAUUUGUGAAUCAACAGAUUCAACCAAUUCAAAAUAUUCUAUUCGUCUUUUAAAACAAGUUGUACCGAUAGGAAAAAUUUCUUAUUCAAUGAUAAAAGAUUUUCAUAUAUAUGUUGGUGAAUUAAUACGUGAAUUUUUUCAACAUAAUUUACGUUUACCAAAUAAACUUGUUUUCUAUCAAGUUGAUCUUGGUAAUGAAUCAUUUCAAACAGUACUUGAUCAUGAAUUAAAAGCGAUUGAAGAAGCAUGUCAAGCAUUGUAUGGUCAUAAUCAAAUUCCUCGCAUUUGCAUUGUUCUUGUUAAAAAACAUCAUAAUACACGAACAGUAAUUGAUACAGAUAUUGUUUCGCCAAAUUGUUUUGAUUUUUAUCUUAAUUCUGAUGCAUCUAUUCAUGUUACAGGAAAACCAAUGCUUUAUCAAGUCUUAUAUAAUGAAAUUGGUUUUACAUCAAAUGAAAUACAAAUAUUAACGCAUUAUUUAUGUCAUACUGAUGCACAAUGUACCAAAACAAUAGCGGUGCCACGGGCCAUCUAUUAUGCUACAGAUAAUGUGGUGUAUUACAUAAAUAGUAAUUAUUCGGAACCACAAAAGAUCAUACAAGAAGAAAAUGACGCUGCUUUUAGUAGCACAAGAUGGUACACGUAUGAUGAUGAUUGUGAUAAAGAACAAAAAUGGCUUAAUACAGAAACGGGUCUUGAUCUUAAAUCUGUUAGUUAUACGAAUCCACCACAUCAAUCAACAAAUGCAUGUAUUCAAGAGUUUAUUUAUGGGGAAUCUGAAAAAUUACAAUAUGUAAAAAAUGAAAACCCUAAUUCAAAUAUUUCAAAUCAAUUGUAA